CUUUUGCUCUUUGUUUUGUGUAACCCAUUUGCCUUAUGCCUCUUUAUUUUGCUCUUCUUUGAUGAUUUUUUUCUGGGUCGUCCUUAUUUUAUCCUUUUUGUGCUUUCUGGUGCUUUAGGACUCUGGGGCUCUUCUUUUGAGAUUUGGCUUUUAAAUUUCGAAUUUGGAAUUUCUGGGUUGCGGUUAUUUGUUUGGAGACAGAGGGAAAUUGACUGUUGUAUUGAUUUUCUGAAUGCCUUUAUUGCUGUUUUAAUCUUUCAAAUGGGUUGUUGUUGGUUUGAUCUCUUGGAUUUUGAUACUCACUUCAUUAAGUUUUAUGUGUCUUCCUUUUUUCAUAUUGCUCUGCUUCUUUUGGUAGGCAUUAGAGAGUAGAGGAUCAUUUUGGGUAGCAAUAGUGAGUUGAAUUUAAUUUUUGAACUGUAUUUUUGAGCUCUCUCAACUCAAUUCUAGUUCAUGGGUUGUUGUAACUCCACUUUUCAACUUAGAAGCUUGUAAUUUCUACUGGGCAAGUAUACUAUUACCAUUAUUCUUUGUUUUUUUUUCCUUCCUAUACAAAAAGGAGAAAAAAUCCUAAAACACAAGUACUUAGGAAUUUGAGAUUUGAAGAAUUUAAUUUUGUCAACCUUCUUAAUGGGGAUGAAUAAUUUCAGAAUUGCAUAUGACGUUGUUACUUAAUUUUGAUUUUUGGUGGAGAAUUGGCAAUCAGAAUCUUUGGAAGCUAUCAAAAUUGCAGUUUCUCCAAUAUUGUUGCUGCAAUAUUGGUUUGUUAUUUUUACAAAAUUCCAUACUAUCAGACGCAAAGAAUAGAUUGCGCAUCUAUACUUUCUUUGCUGCCUUAUUACUUGGUGCUGGAGUUUAUUUCAUUGCAAAUGAAUUUAUUACAAAGGGAAGUUUUAGAUGGGAGGUUUUUUAUUCUGCCCAAAAUGUAAAAUCCAGCACAUGCAAGAAUCAAUGCAGGCCUCCUGGGAGCGAGUCUUUACCAGAAGGAAUCAUUAGUAAAACAUCUAACUUUGAAUUUCAGCCUCUUUGGGGCUCGUCUUUACAAAAUAAAAAGCCGAAGGUUUCCAAGAACUUAUUAGCAAUUGCUGUUGGAAUCAAACAGAGACAUGUAGUGUCAAAAAUUAUUGAAAAGUUCCCUCAAGAUGAUUUCGACGUGAUUCUUUUUCAUUACGAUGGUGUUGUGGAUGAAUGGAGGGAAUUUGCAUGGUAUUCUCGUGCACUACAUGUCUCUGCAUUAAAUCAAACAAAAUGGUGGUUUGCCAAGCGUUUCUUGCAUCCAGAUAUAGUUGCUGAAUAUAAUUAUAUAUUUCUCUGGGAUGAGGAUCUUGGCGUUGAUUAUUUUGACCCAAAACGAUAUAUAUCAAUCCUCAAGGAGGAGGGGCUUGAGAUAUCACAACCAGCUCUCGAUCCUGUUAAGUCCAAGGUGCACCAGCCGCUUACUGCACGCAAAACAGGAUCGAAAGUUCACAGAAGGUUUUAUAACUUCAAAGGCGCUGGACGGUGCUAUGCUAAUAGCACAGGUCCUCCAUGCACAGGAUGGGUUGAAAUGAUGGCUCCUGUGUUCUCAAGGGCAGGAUGGAGAUGCACAUGGUAUAUGAUUCAGAAUGACUUGAUCCAUGCAUGGGGAUUAGAUAGACAGCUUGGCUACUGUGCACAAGGUGACCGAACAAAAAAAGUUGGUGUCGUUGAUGCAGAAUACAUAGUACAUUUAGGACUGCCAACGCUUGGUGCUUCCCAUGACAACGCGCUGAAUUCCGAUGCUGCGUUGAAGAAAGACUCAUCAAACUUAGAUAGAUCGGAACCCCAAGUGAAUAAUAGAGUCAAAGUGAGGAUGCAAUCUUCCUUAGAAAUGCAGAUUUUCAAGGAUCGAUGGACUGAUGCAGCAAAGAAUGACAGAUGUUGGAUCGACCCUUAUCCAGCUCAAACACAGCUGGAGCAUUCAGGCUUGGAUAAGAUUGAAGAUAUCUCAUAACAACUUAUACCCAACAAAUUCAAAUAACCAAGGACGAUGCUUUCCAUUUGGAAUCAACUUGGCCUUUUUUUACUCUAUACAAAAUAAUGUCUUUCAAAAGGUUGGUUGUUUAUUUAUUUAUUGUUAUUAUUUUUUGGGAGGGUUUGUUGUAAAUGCAUUAUAGUUUUCCUAGAAAUUAUAGUUUGAAAAUAUGAGGUUUUGUAAAACUUUCCAUGUAAUCUGAGUAAAUGUAAAGUUUGCUUGUAUUGGAUAGUAUUCAGUCUUAGUUAGAUUAAUUAUUUGUUAGGUGUUUGUUAUUCUGUUAUGUCUAUAUAAAAAUACAUUUAUUGGAGAAUUAGAUAAGACAUCAAAUGUACUUACCCUCAUUUCUUCUCAACUCAAUACGGUAUCAGUGCU
Molecule: messenger RNA, 2368 nt
Organism: Cucumis sativus (cucumber)
Lineage: Eukaryota; Viridiplantae; Streptophyta; Magnoliopsida; Cucurbitales; Cucurbitaceae
Exons: 16
Coding region: 659-1972 (437 amino acids)
Source: RefSeq, a predicted model, not a curated record